This is a messenger RNA of Anarrhichthys ocellatus (wolf-eel), 1234 nucleotides long. Its product is annotated as chromodomain-helicase-DNA-binding protein 1-like. Gene Ontology annotation, biological process: DNA repair; chromatin remodeling. Gene Ontology annotation, cellular component: nucleus. The record is from RefSeq and is a predicted model, not a curated record. NCBI's taxonomy places the organism in Eukaryota, Metazoa, Chordata, Actinopteri, Perciformes, Anarhichadidae. The transcript is spliced from 8 exons. Gene Ontology annotation, molecular function: nucleotide binding; DNA helicase activity. The annotation marks the transcript as partial.
CUAAACUCAAAUCAUGGUGCUCACUGUCCAGAUUAAACUGUGACCAACGGUGUGAUUUCUCUCGUGUUUGUUCCCAGGCUUCGCUGUCGGUAGCCCUCGGGAUACCGACGAGGAAGAGGAAACCCCUCACGGAGGCUGAGCUGGAGCUCAGACACCAGAGACGAGAGGAGGCCGCAGCCAAGAGAGCCAAACUCCAGGAGGACACGAAGAAGAAGCAACAAGAGCAGAAACACAAGAAAAAAAUGGCGUGGUGGGAGUCGUGCGGCUACAGGUCGCAAUGUCUGCCGCCGGUAAACAGUGAAGAAGAAGAGGAAGAGGAUGACAGCAGCGUGUGCUCCACAGACUCCGACAGCACGGCCAUCAGCUACGUUCUGGGGGAUGUUACUCAUCCUCACGCCGCUCAGGGAGACGCCAUCAUCGUCCACUGUGUUGAUGACUCGGGCCGGUGGGGAAGAGGAGGCCUGUUCACCGCUCUGGAGGUCCGAUCAGAUGAACCACGGAAGAAGUACGAGUCGGCUGGCAAGAUGAAAGAUCUGGAGGUUGGAAACGUGCUGCUCUUCCCCAUCGAUGACAAACAGUCCAGAUUAGACGGCCGGGAUCAACUGGCCUUGAUCGUCGCACAGCAGAGAGACAAAACCAACAAGCUGUCUGGGAUCCUUCUGACGGCUCUGGACGACGGUCUGAAGAAGAUUCACGCUGCAGCUAAAAGAAAUAAAGCAAGCGUCCAUCUCCCUCGCAUCGGCCACUCCACCAGAGGCUUCAACUGGUACGGCACGGAGAGGCUCAUCAGGAAGCACCUGGCGUCCAGAGGCGUCCCCACGUUCAUCUACUACCACAACAGAGCAGCGAAGAACAACUCAGCUGCUCCUCAGACGUCGACGUCCUCCUCGGAGCCACAGGUGCAUCGCUCCGACGGGCCGACCGAUGACGAGGCAGAAGCAGAGGCCCCCGGCCCCUCGGCUCCUCUCAGGAGCCUCCGCGGCCCCACGGAGCUCCCCGACUUCAUGAGGGGAGUCCGUGUGUUUUUCUACAAUCUGGCUGCAUCAGAGAGGAAGAGGCUGGCCCGCUACCUCAUCACUUAUGAUGGAGACGAGGAGGACGUCAUGAGUCCAGAGGUCACUCACAUCGUAGCAGAGCCGGAGAGCAACAUCCAAUCACAGGUCAGAGUUCUUCACUCUAUUCAUAUAUGCAGAAGGAAAUUAAAGAGACAGUCCUUGUGUGUGUGUGUGUGUGU